Molecule: messenger RNA, 3898 nt
Organism: Prinia subflava (tawny-flanked prinia)
Lineage: Eukaryota; Metazoa; Chordata; Aves; Passeriformes; Cisticolidae
Product: serine/threonine-protein kinase pim-1-like
Exons: 6
Coding region: 2090-3334 (414 amino acids)
Biological process (GO): protein autophosphorylation
Cellular component (GO): cytoplasm
Molecular function (GO): ATP binding; protein serine/threonine kinase activity
Source: RefSeq, a predicted model, not a curated record
CCCCUCACGGCCCCUCACGGCCCCUCAGCCCCAGGCGCGCGGCUCCUCCCAAAGGAGAAGGGGUCGGGCCCUGCUUGUUCUCCUUUUAUUUCGCUCCCUUCACAGCCACCAGUCAAGAAAGGCUGAAAUGGAGCCUUUCCCCAGCGCUCCCCUCGGGGUUAAUCGCGGCUGCAGCUCUGUGCUGCCGCUGGCCCCAGCGCCAACAUCCCCGCAGCCCCGCAGGCCUUUGCUGUCCCCCCGUGUCCAUUCGCUGUCCCCGAGUCCCGCCCGGCUCUGGCAGCAGCAGCAGCCGCAGCGCAGCGGGCGCCGGCCCGGCCCAGCCGCGGCUCCCGGCCAGGAGCAGCAGCAGCGCCGGCCCCUUCCCGCCUGCUCCUGCCUCGCCUGCCAAGGGCCUUUUCCAGCUGGACUCUGCACUGCAGCAGCCAUCACCCACACACAGCCCUGACUGCCCAGGGCCCGCCUGGGCUGCCCUCAGCAGCCUCCAGAGAAAGAAAGGCUCGGCUUCCAGCGCUCUUUGCAGCGCUCUUUGACUCACCCUCAGGUGACAGCAGCAGGCUGCUCUUGCCUUUGCCCUGGCAACUGGAGAUGGCGCCUGCUCUUGCACCCUUCUGGCUGCAUAGUGAAUUUGAGCAGCUCAACUGCAAUUGCCUUUUUCCACCAUUGCUACCCACUGUGCUUUUGUGACAGUGAACUCAGGAGUUUUGUGGCAGGCACCAUGAUAAGAAGAGAUUGAAAUGCUCCCAAGUCCCUGGGCACUGAGUCGAGGGGAAUUAAAGCCACACAGGCCACAAUUGCAGAGCUCCAACACAGCCCUGGUGCUGCUGGUGCUGCUGAAAUCAAAUCAACUUACAGAGGCCAUCACAGAAAUUGACCUCUGGAGUGUCAAAUAAAAUGAAAAAAAAAAAACACCAGCAGGAAGACAAAUCUCAACUUCUUCACUCGCUUCAUUGCUUGCUCUGAGCAGCAGAAAAUGGGAAUGCCCAGAGGUAUUUGCAGCUGCUGCUGAUCCCAGCUGCAGCUCAGCCCUGUGCAGAGUCCCAGCAGGAAGCUGAGCCCAGCCCGGGGAGCUCACACAGUGUCAGGGAGAUUCUUUCUCUGAAUUCACUCAGCCUUGCAUUCCCCAGCUACGCCUGGUUACCACCUCCUGUUUUCUAGGCUUAGAACAGCAACAAUGCAAACCUUACCAAUGGCACAACUGCCCAGUCCACAGGGAAAAGGACAGAGAAAUUGUAAAGUUCUCCAGACAUUUGUUCUGCUUUGCUGGAAAAGUCGUGCUGCACUCACAGGAUGGAAAUCCAAGAGAAGCUGGAGUUGGUGGCACAUCUUGUAACAGAAGCUGGACCUCGUUCUCCAUGAAAGGUUCUUGGAAAGAGCAGCUGGGACUGUGGAGAAGAUUGCUGGGAAGCUGAAACAGCUUUCCAGAAGUGAAAUGAAAAUGAAAGAAACAAACCAAGCUGUUUUCCUCAAUUUUUUUCUAUGCUUCCCUUUUUCAUGUUGCACUACUUGUCCAUGCCAUUAAUUCCAAAGGGAUCUCACCUCGAAGAUUGGUGACUUAGUGAGUUUUAGACACUCUAAAGUACCAUGGGCUGUACACACAGUUUGCCUUCCCCUGUUUUUGUUGUCAAGCAGUGCCGGAGACAUAAGUGUAGUGCUUGGGUCGGGCACGAAUCCUGCAGGCAGGGAAUGUGCCCCGGCAGUGUGUGAGCCUGAGCAGGGACAAUGCAGAGCAGCAAGCGAGGGGAUUCCUCUGGCACCGCGCAGGAGUCCGGACUCUGGGUCUGGGCUGCACAGGGCCAAGUUCCCGUGUUUGGACAGGCUCAGGGGCUGCCCCCGGGACGCGCGGGGCUCGGCCGUGGAACGGACACGCGGACAAACGGCCCCGGGGCUUCGGCGGCAGCGGCGGCAGCGACUUUUCGGAAUCUCCGAACUCUGCGACCCUCCUCACCUCCUGUUCCCCCUCUCCCUCUCCCACUGUCCUGCACUGUCUCUCCGUGUCCCGCAGUCUCUCCUGGUGUCCCUUUCCCGGUCUCCCCAGCCCCUCUUGGUGUCCCCGUCUCGGCCUUUCCCUCUCCCCCUGCCGGGCCGGGCCAUGCCCCCGGCCCGCCCCCGGCCCCGGGCGGGGCUGCCCCGUUCCCGUCCCCGGGCGUCCCCCCGCGGUCUCGCCUGGGCCCGGCUCUGGCCGUGCUGGAGGUGGCGCUGCUGGGCCGGGAUCAGUGCCUGGGGCUGGGGCGGCAUCGCCACCCUUUGGCUGCGCCUGGGCCGGGCACAGCCUCGGCCCCGGUGCCGACCCCGAGCCCGGCGCCGCCUCCUCCCGGGCCCCGCGGAGGACACACGCGGCGCGGCCGCUCCCGCCGCCUCCGCUGCGGCUUCCCCGGCCCGAGCUCCGCCGCUCGGCAGCGCAGCCGCCGGCCCCGAACCGCCGGGGCCCGGCGCGGGUGGGGAUGCCCGGCCCGGGCCGCUCGGGGGGCGCUCGGGGGCCGUGUCUGGCCCCGGGCCGAGCGCUGACGGCCGCGUGUCGCCCGCAGGGAAGGCGCAGGAGGCCCUGCAGGACCGGUACCGGCUGGGUUCGCUGCUGGGGCGCGGAGGAUUCGGCAGCGUCUACUCGGGGACACGAGUGUCGGACGGCGCCCCGGUGGCCAUCAAAUGCGUGCCGCGGGAUCGCAUCCGGCUCUGGGGCGAGCUGCCCAACGGCGCCCGUGCGCCCCUGGAGAUCGUGCUGCUGGACAAGGUGUCCGCUGGCUGUGCUGGUGUCAUUCAGCUCCUGGAGUGGCUUGAGCUCCCCACCAGCUUCUUGUUGGUGCUGGAGCGUCCCGAGCGGUGCCAGGACCUGUCGGCUUUCCUGGCGGAGCGGAGGUUCCUGCCGGAGGAGGAGGCGCGGGCGCUGUUCCGCCAGGUGCUGGAGGCCGUGCGGCACUGCACCAGCUGCGGGGUCCUGCACAGGGACAUCAAGCCCGACAACAUCCUGCUCGACCUGGCCACCGGAGAGCUCAAACUCAUCGACUUUGGCUGUGGCGCUUUCCUCCAAGACACAGCCUACACCCAGUUUGCAGGAACCCUGUCCUACAGCCCACCAGAGUGGAUCCAGCAGCAGCGCUACCACGGUGAGGCAGCAACGAUCUGGUCCCUGGGCCUCCUGCUGUACCACCUGGUCGUGGGGAAGCACCCGUUCAGGAGGGGCCAGCAGAUCAUCUGGGGCCGCAUCUUGUUCCCACGAUGGCUCUCUCCAGAGUGCCAGGAUGUCAUUAAGAGGUGUUUGUCCAUGCAACCCUUGGACAGGCCAUCCUUAGAAGACCUCUUCAAUGAUCCUUGGCUGCAGGGCAUUCAUCUGCCCUAGAAGAUGGGAGAGGUCCAUGUGCACAAUUGGAUCCAAAACCUGGCAGGUAACAGCUCCACACAUCUCAUGGCAAUCAGUGCUAAAGAAGAGCAGACUGUUUUUGUCCUGCCUGUAGCUCUGAGCAGGGAUCAUCAGAUGGGAACAUCUGUGCUGGAGCUUAGCUGGAGACCUGCUUCAGCAAGCACUGGUGGCCACCAUCCAUCCUAGUUUUGGUUGUCCUUCUUCACUGAUGGCUGGGGCCCUGGGCAGAACAGUGACAGCCUGCUCUGGCCCCCAGGGAAGGAGGAGCCCCUGGAGAAGCUCUGUCAGGUGGGGCUGCUGCUGGAGACACCAAGGACAACCUCAGGGAUGACAAUCUCUUCCUCCAUCUGGUCAGCAGCAGCUGAAGAUGAUGGAGUUUGAUUCUGGCACCUUCUUCAGAGACACGCUCCAUGCCCAAUCUGCAGGAGUGCCACAACUGAGCAAAACCUGGCGAGUGGAUGGUGUUCCUAAGGCAGUGCAGUCUGGAGCUGAUGGAUGAAGAAUUAAUUGCCCUUCUGCACCUCGAAACCAGAGCAAAAAGCU